GUGCGCAAGGCCACGGAUAAGUGCAUCGUGUCAUAUUCGGGCCCCGACGAGCCGGCGAAGCCACCGCCACGGCCUACCGAUCGCUAUACGGGGCGUACAGUGCGCAAGGCCACGGAUAAGUGCAUCGUGUCAUAUUCGGGCCCCGACGAGCCGGCGAAGCCACCGCCACGGCCUACCGAUCGCUAUACGGGGCGUACAGUGCGCAAGGCCACGGAUAAGUGCAUCGUGUCAUAUUCGGGCCCCGACGAGCCGGCGAAGCCACCGCCACGGCCUACCGAUCGCUAUACGGGGCGUACAGUGCGCAAGGCCACGGAUAAGUGCAUCGUGUCAUAUUCGGGCCCCGACGAGCCGGCGAAGCCACCGCCACGGCCUACCGAUCGCUAUACGGGGCGUACAGUGCGCAAGGCCACGGAUAAGUGCAUCGUGUCAUAUUCGGGCCCCGACGAGCCGGCGAAGCCACCGCCACGGCCUACCGAUCGCUAUACGGGGCGUACAGUGCGCAAGGCCACGGAUAAGUGCAUCGUGUCAUAUUCGGGCCCCGACGAGCCGGCGAAGCCACCGCCACGGCCUACCGAUCGCUAUACGGGGCGUACAGUGCGCAAGGCCACGGAUAAGUGCAUCGUGUCAUAUUCGGGCCCCGACGAGCCGGCGAAGCCACCGCCACGGCCUACCGAUCGCUAUACGGGGCGUACAGUGCGCAAGGCCACGGAUAAGUGCAUCGUGUCAUAUUCGGGCCCCGACGAGCCGGCGAAGCCACCGCCACGGCCUACCGAUCGCUAUACGGGGCGUACAGUGCGCAAGGCCACGGAUAAGUGCAUCGUGCCAUAUUCGGGCCCCGACGAGCCGGCGAAGCCACCGCCACGGCCUACCGAUCGCUAUACGGGGCGUACAGUGCGCAAGGCCACGGAUAAGUGCAUCGUGUCAUAUUCGGGCCCCGACGAGCCGGCGAAGCCACCGCCACGGCCUACCGAUCGCUAUACGGGGCGUACAGUGCGCAAGGCCACGGAUAAGUGCAUCGUGUCAUAUUCGGGCCCCGACGAGCCGGCGAAGCCACCGCCACGGCCUACCGAUCGCUAUACGGGGCGUACAGUGCGCAAGGCCACGGAUAAGUGCAUCGUGUCAUAUUCGGGCCCCGACGAGCCGGCGAAGCCACCGCCACGGCCUACCGAUCGCUAUACGGGGCGUACAGUGCGCAAGGCCACGGAUAAGUGCAUCGUGUCAUAUUCGGGCCCCGACGAGCCGGCGAAGCCACCGCCACGGCCUACCGAUCGCUAUACGGGGCGUACAGUGCGCAAGGCCACGGAUAAGUGCAUCGUGUCAUAUUCGGGCCCCGACGAGCCGGCGAAGCCACCGCCACGGCCUACCGAUCGCUAUACGGGGCGUACAGUGCGCAAGGCCACGGAUAAGUGCAUCGUGCCAUAUUCGGGCGCCAACGAGCCGGCGAAGCCACCGCCACGGCCUACCGAUCGCUAUACGGGGCGUACAGUGCGCAAGGCCACGGAUAAGUGCAUCGUGUCAUAUUCGGGCCCCGACGAGCCGGCGAAGCCACCGCCACGGCCUACCGAUCGCUAUACGGGGCCUCCAUACGUGCGCAAGGCCAUGGUUAGGUGUAUCGUGCCAUAUUCGGGCGCCAACGAGCCGGCGAAGCCACCGCCACGGCCUACCGAUCGCUAUACGGGGCGUACAGUGCGCAAGGCCACGGAUAAGUGCAUCGUGUCAUAUUCGGGCCCCGACGAGCCGGCGAAGCCACCGCCACGGCCUACCGAUCGCUAUACGGGGCGUACAGUGCGCAAGGCCACGGAUAAGUGCAUCGUGUCAUAUUCGGGCCCCGACGAGCCGGCGAAGCCACCGCCACGGCCUACCGAUCGCUAUACGGGGCCUCCAUACGUGCGCAAGGCCAUGGUUAGGUGUAUCGUGCCAUAUUCGGGCGCCAACGAGCCGGCGAAGCCACCGCCACGGCCUACCGAUCGCUAUACGGGGCGUACAGUGCGCAAGGCCACGGAUAAGUGCAUCGUGUCAUAUUCGGGCCCCGACGAGCCGGCGAAGCCACCGCCACGGCCUACCGAUCGCUAUACGGGGCGUACAGUGCGCAAGGCCACGGAUAAGUGCAUCGUGUCAUAUUCGGGCCCCGACGAGCCGGCGAAGCCACCGCCACGGCCUACCGAUCGCUAUACGGGGCGUACAGUGCGCAAGGCCACGGAUAAGUGCAUCGUGUCAUAUUCGGGCCCCGACGAGCCAGCGAAGCCACCGCCACGGCCUACCGAUCGCUAUACGGGGCGUACAGUGCGCAAGGCCACGGAUAAGUGCAUCGUGUCAUAUUCGGGCCCCGACGAGCCGGCGAAGCCACCGCCACGGCCUACCGAUCGCUAUACGGGGCCUCCAUACGUGCGCAAGGCCAUGGUUAGGUGUAUCGUGCCAUAUUCGGGCGCCAACGAGCCGGCGAAGCCACCGCCACGGCCUACCGAUCGCUAUACGGGGCGUACAGUGCGCAAGGCCACGGAUAAGUGCAUCGUGUCAUAUUCGGGCCCCGACGAGCCGGCGAAGCCACCGCCACGGCCUACCGAUCGCUAUACGGGGCCUCCAUACGUGCGCAAGGCCACGGAUAAGUGCAUCGUGCCAUAUUCGGGCGCCAACGAGCCGGCGAAGCCACCGCCACGGCCUACCGAUCGCUAUACGGGGCGUACAGUGCGCAAGGCCACGGAUAAGUGCAUCGUGUCAUAUUCGGGCCCCGACGAGCCGGCGAAGCCACCGCCACGGCCUACCGAUCGCUAUACGGGGCGUACAGUGCGCAAGGCCACGGAUAAGUGCAUCGUGUCAUAUUCGGGCCCCGACGAGCCGGCGAAGCCACCGCCACGGCCUACCGAUCGCUAUACGGGGCGUACAGUGCGCAAGGCCACGGAUAAGUGCAUCGUGUCAUAUUCGGGCCCCGACGAGCCGGCGAAGCCACCGCCACGGCCUACCGAUCGCUAUACGGGGCGUACAGUGCGCAAGGCCACGGAUAAGUGCAUCGUGUCAUAUUCGGGCCCCGACGAGCCGGCGAAGCCACCGCCACGGCCUACCGAUCGCUAUACGGGGCGUACAGUGCGCAAGGCCACGGAUAAGUGCAUCGUGUCAUAUUCGGGCCCCGACGAGCCGGCGAAGCCACCGCCACGGCCUACCGAUCGCUAUACGGGGCGUACAGUGCGCAAGGCCACGGAUAAGUGCAUCGUGUCAUAUUCGGGCCCCGACGAGCCGGCGAAGCCACCGCCACGGCCUACCGAUCGCUAUACGGGGCGUACAGUGCGCAAGGCCACGGAUAAGUGCAUCGUGUCAUAUUCGGGCCCCGACGAGCCGGCGAAGCCACCGCCACGGCCUACCGAUCGCUAUACGGGGCGUACAGUGCGCAAGGCCACGGAUAAGUGCAUCGUGUCAUAUUCGGGCCCCGACGAGCCAGCGAAGCCACCGCCACGGCCUACCGAUCGCUAUACGGGGCGUACAGUGCGCAAGGCCACGGAUAAGUGCAUCGUGUCAUAUUCGGGCCCCGACGAGCCGGCGAAGCCACCGCCACGGCCUACCGAUCGCUAUACGGGGCGUACAGUGCGCAAGGCCACGGAUAAGUGCAUCGUGUCAUAUUCGGGCCCCGACGAGCCGGCGAAGCCACCGCCACGGCCUACCGAUCGCUAUACGGGGCGUACAGUGCGCAAGGCCACGGAUAAGUGCAUCGUGUCAUAUUCGGGCCCCGACGAGCCGGCGAAGCCACCGCCACGGCCUACCGAUCGCUAUACGGGGCGUACAGUGCGCAAGGCCACGGAUAAGUGCAUCGUGUCAUAUUCGGGCCCCGACGAGCCGGCGAAGCCACCGCCACGGCCUACCGAUCGCUAUACGGGGCGUACAGUGCGCAAGGCCACGGAUAAGUGCAUCGUGUCAUAUUCGGGCCCCGACGAGCCGGCGAAGCCACCGCCACGGCCUACCGAUCGCUAUACGGGGCGUACAGUCGGCAUGCCGCCUGAACAUCGCGAAUACGCCGCUACGCACUGCUAG
Messenger RNA from Phytophthora sojae, 4020 nucleotides. RefSeq lists its product as hypothetical. The transcript is spliced from 40 exons. The annotation marks the transcript as partial. Lineage: Eukaryota; Oomycota; Peronosporomycetes; Peronosporales; Peronosporaceae. The record is from RefSeq and is a predicted model, not a curated record.